AUGAAUGUCAGAAAAGCCAUCGUGGAGUCACAGGCGGGACGGCCGGCACGGUUCUUGCAAGUAGCAUUUAAUCAGGAUGAUUCUUGCUUUAGUGGGGCCACAGAGGAUGGAUUCAUGAUCUACAACACUGAUCCGCUGGCUUGCAAGCUUACGAAAAGGUUUCAAGAGGCUGACGAGAAUGGUUUAAGUGGUGCUGGUGGUGGGAUUGGCUACACGAGGAUGCUUUACCGGACAAAUUAUACUGCACUCGUUGGUGGUGGUAAGAGACCUCGAUACCCAUUGAAUAAGCUAGUAAUAUGGGAUGACUUACAACAGCGAGAAAGUGUUAUUUUGAAAUUUAUGUCUCCAAUCAGGCAAGUUUUUUUGUCAAGAAUACAUAUCGUUGUUGUGUUAGAAUCUGCAGUUGAAGUUUUCCAGUUCAACACUACGCCCAAGAGGAUAUGCCCAUCGCUGGAGAUCUCGCCUUAUGGGAUUGUUGACUUCGUGGUGACACAAACACGUUACAGACGGGAAUCGCAGGAUUCGAUGGUAAAUGGAGCCUCAGAUGCGGGUUCUAGCGGUGUAAAUGGGAUUUUAGCGUUCCCGUCUGCGAGAAGUGUAGGUCAAGUGCAUAUUGCUGACUUGGCAAGGUUGAAACGUAACAAUCAGAACCCAGAGGGCACACAGCUGCUACCAACUUCGAUUAUCAAGGCACAUAAGUCGCCAAUUCGGUUCUUGCGGCUGAAUCAUCAGGGAACUAUGGUAGCAACCUGUUCCGAACAAGGAACACUGAUCCGGGUCUUUAGCGUCCAUAACGGCUCAUUGAUCAAGGAGUUUAGACGAGGUUCGGAUAGAGCCGAUAUCUAUGAAAUGUCUUUCAGCCCAAAAGGUACCAAGCUGGCAGUGGUAUCCGAUAAACAAACUUUGCAUAUCUUCCAAAUCUCCACCACGAAGGAGGCUAAUGAAGAGACAACUAAAAACAAGACUCACGCAUUGAAGAAUUUGGUUCCUUCGGGAUGGAAACCAAAAUAUUUGGACUCCAUAUGGUCGAUGUGUAGCGUGCAUUUGAAGAACCCAAUGCUCAGAGAUGGUGAUAGUGAUGCCCGACUGCGGCGGGACAGGUGCAAGAUCGGUUGGUGCAAAUACACCGGGAACGAUAACAGUAAUGCUUACGAUGAGGAAGAUAGCAUAGUGCUUGUAUGGAGGAUUAGUGGGAUUUGGGAAAAAUACGUGAUGUUGGAGAAAGAGUCCAAACAGGUUUACACAGCUCAGGAGACUUUAAGACAAGAUUCAAAUGGAUCAACCGCUUGGGAAAUGGUCCGCGAGUCCUGGAGAGAGUUGUAA
Molecule: messenger RNA, 1323 nt
Organism: Torulaspora delbrueckii
Lineage: Eukaryota; Fungi; Ascomycota; Saccharomycetes; Saccharomycetales; Saccharomycetaceae
Gene: HSV2
Product: phosphatidylinositol-3,5-bisphosphate binding protein HSV2
Exons: 1
Coding region: 1-1323 (440 amino acids)
Biological process (GO): protein lipidation; protein localization to phagophore assembly site; autophagy of mitochondrion
Cellular component (GO): phagophore assembly site membrane; cytosol; extrinsic component of membrane
Molecular function (GO): protein binding; phosphatidylinositol-3-phosphate binding; phosphatidylinositol-3,5-bisphosphate binding
Source: RefSeq, a predicted model, not a curated record